Molecule: messenger RNA, 2465 nt
Organism: Tripterygium wilfordii
Lineage: Eukaryota; Viridiplantae; Streptophyta; Magnoliopsida; Celastrales; Celastraceae
Product: cation/H(+) antiporter 15-like
Exons: 2
Coding region: 105-2297 (730 amino acids)
Biological process (GO): proton transmembrane transport; regulation of pH
Cellular component (GO): endomembrane system; membrane
Molecular function (GO): antiporter activity
Source: RefSeq, a predicted model, not a curated record
CUGAAUUCGUCAUUUUUUUGCAGAGCGGCAUUGCUGCAGGUCCAAAUGGACUGGGGCUCUUUCCAGUUAUUAGUGGCCUUGUGAAUCCCUUUAAGAGCAAUAAUAUGUUGGAGACGAUGGCAAACUUUGGGUUGGUCUUGUACGUGUUCCUAGUGGGGUUGGAGAUGGACAUUACCACAAUCAAGGGCAUUCAGAAGAAGGUCAUGAGCAUUGCCAUCGCUGGGGUUCUGCCUCCCCUGUUAAUUGGCUUUGUUUUGUACUCUUUAUUUCAGAAUCAUCAAGACUUCAAAUUCGUAAGUGGUGGCUUUUUCUGGGGAAUGUCCCUCUCCGUAACAAGCUUCCCUGACCUUGCCCGAGUCCUUUCCGACCUCAAAAUCCUCCACACUGACAUGGGAAGGAUGGCCUUAUCCGCUGGACUUGUUAACGAUUUGUCUCCAUGGGCACUUCUUGUUCUUGCUGUAACAAUGAUUAAUCUGGAACCAAGCUAUCACCUCGCCCUCCUCACCUUGAUUUUUCUAAUCUUCUGUUGGUAUGGGCUGCGUCCAGCAAUUUCCUGGUUGAUUCACCACACCUCAAAAGAUGGCAAAUUAACUGACCUCCAUUUCUAUUUUAUUCUCUCGGGGGUCAUGGUGUGUGCAUUCAUCACAGACGCAAUCGGAUCUCAAUCCUUAAUUGGAGCUUUAAUGUUCGGACUCAUCAUGCCAAAUGGGGAGCUUGGACUGAAAUUCAGGGACAAGUUCGAAUACUUUGUGUCCGAGAUCAUGAUGCCCGCUUUCUUCAUGACCAGUGGUCUCCGGACAGACGUGUUUUAUGUAUUCGAGUUCAACCUCGAUGCAAUAAAGAAAAAUUUGGUAGCAAUCUUCAUAAUUCUCUUGGCUUCCACUGCCAAAUUUAUAAGCACUUCCAUUGUCUCCUUCUGCUACCGUAUGCCAGCUCAUGAUGCUAUGGCCAUUGGACUUCUUAUCAGCACCAAAGGAGUAUUGUCCUUGAUUAUACUCAAUGCCGGACGAAACCUUCAGGUAGAUACAUCCCUUCCUUCCUUCAUCUUCAUCAAAUAUCAGAUUGACAUGCAGUGCCUAGACAAUAAAGAAUUUACUGCCAUGGCAUAUGCUACGCUCUUAAUGACGGCUGUGGUGAAGCCAAUCAUGCUUUUGAUUUAUAAGUCCCUCAAGCGCUUUAAGCAACAUAAGAACAGGAGCGUGGAGACAAGUAAACCAGAUUCCGAGCUUCGAAUUCUUUCUUGUGUUCAUUCCACUCGCAACCUCUCCGGUAUAAUUAACUUCCUUGAAAUUUCAAACCCAACAAAGAAAUCCCCAAUUUGCGUCUUCGCAGUACAUCUUGUUGAACUGGUAGGCCGUGCUUCGGCAAUGCUGAUCAUCCAUGACACAGGCAAGCCUGUGGGACUAUUAGGCCGUGAAAGAGCAGAGUCCGAGCAAAUCAUCAGUGCAUUCAAAAACUACGAAUCCAGUCACGAAGAAGCAGUCUCUGUUCAACCACUUACAGCCGUCUCCCCUUACAGCAGUAUGCACGAAGACAUAUGCGCCCUUGCAGAGGACAAGCAGGUCACACUCGUUCUGAUUCCAUUUCACAAACUCCCUAAAGCAGACGGUGUAUUGCAGGACGGAAACAACACUAUCAGAAACAUCAAUCAAAACCUGCUAGCCAAAGCCUCAUGUUCAAUUGGGAUACUCGUAGACCGUGGGUCCGGACCAGCAAUGCGAAGUGAAUCAGAUCGGGGUGCGAUCCCUGAGCGUCAUAUCACCAUGAUCUUCAUAGGUGGACCAGACGACCGAGAGGCAUUAGCGUACGCGCGGAGGAUGGCGGGUUACCCGAGAACGAACUUAGUGGUGGUGCGAUUUGUUGCAAGCAAAGAUGGAACAGACAUAAGAACAAACACUUGGAAGGCAUCGGCCGUACAAGAGGACGAUGAUUACAUCAACGAAUUCAGAUUCAGAACAAUGAGCGAUAAGAACAUAACAUACGUCGAAAAGGUAUCGAAUUCCGGGGAAGAAACAGUGGCAACCAUAAAAACAAUGUUCCACGACUUCGACAUGUACAUUGUGGGGCGAGGGGAAGGAUUCAUCUCUCCAUUAACGUCGGGGCUAUCAGAGUGGAGUGACUGUCCGGAGUUGGGACCAAUAGGUGACAUCAUAGUCUCGUCUGGGUUCGCACAGCAAGCAACAGUGUUUGUGAUCCAACAAAGUGUUCCUGCCGCUGCCAAAAUUUCUGGGCCUGGAACCAUGACUUGGCGCUUGGGGAAUCAUUUUAGUCAGGAGCGGACACAUGAUUUUAUCUAAGAAAGGGCAGAGCUAUGCGGGAGCAACGCAUUCGAAUUAUUUUGAAAUCAUCUCAUUAACUUCUUUUGAAAUAGUAUGUAGAACAUUUUCCUCAAUGAACACAACUAACUAUCAUUAUUCAUUGAUCGCUCAUUCGAUUUCGAAUCUAAUUCUUCAUAACCAUUAUGA